Messenger RNA from Meriones unguiculatus (Mongolian gerbil), 6290 nucleotides. It is a transcript of the gene Sema3d, whose product is annotated as semaphorin 3D. The coding region runs from base 167 to 2500 and encodes 777 amino acids. Gene Ontology annotation, biological process: negative regulation of axon extension involved in axon guidance; axon guidance; neural crest cell migration. Lineage: Eukaryota; Metazoa; Chordata; Mammalia; Rodentia; Muridae. The record is from RefSeq and is a predicted model, not a curated record. The transcript has 18 exons. Gene Ontology annotation, molecular function: chemorepellent activity; semaphorin receptor binding.
CUGCGUCUGCUGAGAACUGGCGCCCGUGCCCGGGGUCUCCAUCCUCUGGGUCCCCGCCCGCUGUCCCUUCCUCUCUCUUGAACCGCCGUCGCAAGGAAAAGAAAAACGACAAGAGUUGCUCUCGGGAAGGGUGAGUUAACAGUAUUUGAAAGACAAUAUUUUCACCAUGAAUGCUGAUAAAGAUGAGAACCAAAGGUCCAGAAAUCAUGAUCUUCACUUUUUUCAUGCCUGGACUAUGCUAAUCAUGACGGUGCUGUUUCUUCCUGUCACUGAAACAUCAAAACAAAAUAUUCCACGGCUCAAGCUAUCCUACAAAGACUUGCUGCUUUCAAACACCUGCAUCCCCUUUUUGGGUUCAUCCGAAGGACUGGAUUUCCAGACUCUUCUUUUGGAUGAGGAGAGGGGCAUGUUGCUUCUAGGAGCCAAAGACCAUGUAUUCCUGCUCAGUCUGGUCGACUUGAACAAAAACUUUAAGAAGAUUUAUUGGCCUGCUGCAAAGGAACGGGUGGAACUAUGUAAAUUAGCUGGGAAAGAUGCCAAUACAGAAUGUGCAAAUUUCAUCCGAGUACUUCAACCCUACAAUAAGACUCAUGUUUACGUGUGUGGAACUGGAGCGUUUCAUCCACUGUGUGGAUAUAUUGAUCUUGGAUCCAACAAGGAGGAACUCAUAUUUAAACUAGACAUGCAUAACUUGGAGUCUGGCAGACUGAAAUGUCCCUUUGAUCCUCAGCAGCCUUUUGCUUCUGUAAUGACAGAUGAGUACCUCUACUCUGGAACAGCUUCUGAUUUCCUUGGCAAAGACACUGCGUUCACAAGGUCCCUUGGGCUGACACAGGACCACCAUUACAUUAGAACUGACAUUUCAGAGCAUUACUGGCUCAAUGGAGCAAAAUUUAUUGGAACAUUCCCCAUUCCAGACACCUAUAAUCCAGAUGAUGAUAAAAUCUAUUUCUUCUUUCGGGAAUCAUCUCAGGAAGGCACUACUUCUGACAGAAGCAUUCUUUCAAGAGUUGGACGAGUUUGUAAAAAUGAUGUAGGUGGGCAACGAAGUCUAAUAAACAAAUGGACUACUUUUCUUAAGGCGAGACUGGUUUGCUCAAUUCCUGGAAGCGAUGGUGCAGAUACUCAUUUUGAUGAACUUCAAGACAUUUAUUUGCUCCCUACGAGAGAUGAAAGAAAUCCUGUAGUAUAUGGAGUUUUUACCACAACCAGCUCCAUCUUCAAAGGCUCUGCUGUCUGUGUGUACAGCAUGGCCGAUAUCAGAGCAGUUUUUAAUGGUCCCUACGCUCAUAAGGAAAGCGCAGACCAUCGCUGGGUGCAGUAUGAUGGGAGGAUACCUUAUCCCCGGCCUGGAACGUGUCCAAGCAAAACCUACGACCCGCUAAUCAAGUCCACCCGAGACUUUCCAGAUGAUGUCAUCAGUUUCAUAAGGCGGCACCCCGUGAUGUAUAAGUCGGUGUACCCGGUGGCGGGGGCACCAACCUUCAAGAGAAUCAACGUGGACUACAGGCUGACGCAGAUCGUGGUGGAUCACGUAGUCGCUGAGGACGGACAGUAUGAUGUCAUGUUUCUUGGGACAGACGUUGGAACAGUCCUCAAAGUUGUCAGCAUUUCCAAGGAGAAGUGGAAUACGGAAGAGGUGGUACUGGAGGAGCUUCAGGUGUUCAAGCACCCGACAGCCAUCUUGAACAUGGAAUUAUCACUGAAGCAGCAGCAGUUGUACAUUGGUUCCUGGGAUGGAUUGGUUCAGCUCUCCUUGCACAGAUGCGACACUUACGGGAAAGCCUGUGCUGAUUGCUGUCUGGCCAGAGACCCCUACUGUGCUUGGGAUGGAAAUGCUUGCUCCAGAUAUGCACCUACUUCCAAAAGGCGAGCCAGACGCCAGGAUGUGAAGUAUGGGGACCCAAUCACUCAGUGCUGGGACAUCGAAGACAGCAUUAGUCAUGAAACAGCUGAUGAAAAGGUGAUUUUCGGAAUUGAAUUUAAUUCAACCUUUUUGGAAUGUAUACCUAAAUCCCAACAAGCCUCUGUUGAAUGGUACAUCCAGCGGUCAGGAGAGGAGCAUCGGGAGGAGUUGAAACCCGAUGAAAGGAUCAUCAAAACGGACUAUGGGCUACUGAUUCGAAGUCUGCAGAAGAAGGACUCUGGGAUGUAUUACUGCAAAGCACAGGAGCACACUUUCAUCCACACCGUAGUAAAGCUGACUCUGAAUGUCAUUGAGAACGAACAGAUGGAAAAUACCCAGAGGGCAGAGCACCAGGAGGGGCAGGUCAAGGAUCUAUUGGCUGAGUCACGGUUGAGAUACAAAGACUACAUCCAAAUCCUUAGCAGCCCAAACUUCAGCCUGGACCAGUACUGCGAACAGAUGUGGUACAGGGAGAAGCGAAGGCAGCGCAACAAGGGCGGCCCAAAGUGGAAGCACAUGCAGGAAAUGAAGAAGAAGCGGAAUCGACGACAUCACAGAGACCUGGAUGAGCUUCACAGAGCCAUGGCUACAUAGUUUUCUAUUUAAUUUAAAGAGAGAAUUAUUUACCUGUUUGCAAAACACUGUCUUCUGUUUUAUACACCCCUCAUACUAAUUCAUACACGUUUCCCAUGGAGCCUCUCUAAGACACAGAAUGAUAUGCUGAAAAAAACGGUCUAUGGUAAAUAUGACAUCAUCUGAACCAGCUUUCUGAGAAUGAAACCUCUAUCAGUAAAGUCAAGAAUUGUCCUAAAAAUAGGGGCCUUACAUUUGUAAACGUUUUAUGUUUCGAAUUUAAUGUCAUGGAAACAAGCAAGCCAAACAAACACCCGAUCCACUGAAUAGGGCGAUUUAUUCCCAAGCAUACCCAGUAAGCAUGGAAUUUACCAUGCAGUUGUCUAAGUUUUUAUAAAUAGUUAAAAUCAUUCCAUUCUAGAACGGGUGAUCAUGUAGGAGUUGGAGGAAACAUACAAAGUAAAACAGCUUAUGUUAUUAACAUGAACUUUCUCAAGGAACCGUCAACCCACACUUGGAGUCCGGUAUGGGAAUCUAGAAAGGUGUGUUUCCCUUUCAAGGUGACAAGCUACAUCUAGGGUACUGCCACAGUGAUUUGUGAGAGGGUAUUAACAAUCCUAAUGAGGUUUCCUUGUGAUUGGUCAAGAGAAACGGGUUCACAGACAGAACCUGACAGACAGAACCUCAAUGGUGUGUUCUAGAAUAUAUGCUAAGUGUUAUAGGGCCAGAGUGCACAGUUCCUGUUUUAAUAACAUGGGGAAAAUAUCUUAAUAUAGUAAGAGUGACAUGAUGUACACUCUAUCCUAAUGUGUAGAUGGGAGGUGUUAGGAGACAGACAGAAGGACAGCCAUAAAUUCUGGCUCUGAGAAAAACUUGUAGUGCCACGAAAAAGAAAAUGCAAAAUAGACAGAAUGUAAUGGAAUUAUUUCCACUGGAGUAUAUGUAUCUGCCAAUUUGUAAUGUUUCAGUUAUAAAAUUUAGAUUAUAACAAACUGUUAGUAAAAACUCAAGUGAAAGUAAAAUUUGUAAAAAAUGUAUGGGAUGGCAAUAUUUUAUUUAUAAUCAAUGUAUUUCUGUGUUCUCUUUUUUCUAAGUAUUUAUCAUAUUCUGUAUAUUCUUUGCAUUUACAUUCUUGAUUAUAGUUGAGCAAAUAGGAGAAAGCAAUAUGUAAUACAUAGAGAUAAUUAAGUAGAUGGGAAUGGGGCUAUAUAUUUGUUGAAUGAAUGGAUCAGUGCAAGUUUUUGAUGACGGGAAGGGUUAAGUUAAUCCUUUGACAUCAUUUUCUUUACAUAAACUUUCAGGCAGCUUUGUUUCAGCAGCUUCACAAGUAAGUCUGCCACACGUAAAGAAAACAGACUCACAGCAUUAACAUAAAUACGAUUUGCAUUUUGUUAGCAUGUUUCAAAUUCAACUUUCCCUCUGACCAGUGCUUUUCCUGCCAGUCUUCACGGAAAUCACCUUUCCUUCCUAUAGCCCAAAGCCCUUAGCCUUCCUCUGUUUAGCCUUUUCACGCCCUUUAUAGUGUGAAAUGAACAAUUAGUCACUUCCUCACAAAGAAUGCAGCUUUUUAGAAAACCAACCAGACCUUGCUUGUUUCUCAUGCAUUCUACAUGUUUUGAAAGAAGUCUGUGAGAAGCCUGUGUGAUUAAAGACUAGUGUUGCAGACCCAAACAAUCUCUUUGUUCAAAGUAGCAUCAGUAUUUUACAUUCAUUUAAUUUGCAUUGGGCAUCUAUUUCAAAGGCAUAACAUUGAUCUGUGAGGGUCUAGUAUAAUAAUAAAUAUUUGUGGAUGCUUCAUUCUAAGAAAAAGAAAACGUGAAUGAACAGUUGUAAAAGUAAGCCAGAAUGAAUUGCAUCUCCAGAAGAAAUGCAUACAAACACUUGUGUCGUGAUUAGACUACUAAGCAAGUAUCGCACAAGGUGGUUACCAUUGGUUUACUGUGGAUCCUACAAACUCACAGCAAACUGAUCAGGGGGAGCAUGCUCCAUUUAAAAGGUACUUUCAGAUAGUUGUCUAUCAGAGAGCAAUACUCAAAUGUGGAUGGCGUAAGGUUCUAAUAUUUGUGUUGACAUCUCAAAAUUAGUUUUAUCUAGAUAAGAAUGCCCAUUCUCUUUUCUAAUUGCUUAUGUAAUUAGAAAUGUUAGUUUAUUUAAAAAUCUGUAAAUCUAUUUUCCACACUAGGUUUAAAAUUUUGUCUGCUUUGGAUACAAAACUACCAACGAUGAUCAACAUGUAUUAUCAAAAAUAUUAGUAAAAUAAGAUUACAUAAUAAAGGUGGGGGCUCAGGUUUAUGUGUAUCUUUAUAAAGAGACUACAUCUAAACCGCACUCAUUCUCUUCCAAAACACCUAGAAGAGUGUAAAUACUCUAAAUGGACAAAUCCAAUGUACACUCCUUACCACUGAGGAUGAACAAAAUCUAUACUGAAAUAAUGAAAAAACAGAAUUUUGCUCAAAGUUUUAAAUAAGCCAAGACACCAGAUUCCUCAGAAGAGAUUCUGAAAUACCUAGUUGUUCAUUUCUCUCUCUAUAUAUAUAUUUCUCAGUCUUCAAUAUACAUCUUUAACUUCCUUGUGUGCUUUUGCUGCAUUUUUAUUCCAGUCAUUUGUGCUGCUAAAUGGAAUUAUGUUCAUCUGAGUUCAUUUAAAUUUAAUUUAUUGGGAAUUUUAAGAGUUUGUUUAGAAAUGGAUGGUCUAAAUAAUCAGUUCACAUAAAAUCCUUUGUUUUACUUUCCCAAAGAGCUCAAAACCCUACAUGCAUAUGACUGACUAAACAUUUCAGAAGAAACAGUCAAAAUGCUUAACAAAAUUCAAAAUAGUCGUAGAAAACAAAACGAAACAAAAAUAGCACUUUUCAGAAGCCACAGCAAUUAACCAGGUAUCAUUUCUAAUCCCAACAUCUUUUGUUUAAAGUAAGAUUUAUUUACAGUAUGCUGGUCAUAACAUGAUCACACUUUUGGAUUUUUCUUUUAUAGACUUUGGUUCUUCAUAUAUACUAUUACAUGCUACUCCUGGUGAAUUGGUGGCCUCAGAUAAAAGAUAACAAGAGUGACUUCUUACUGGAUUAUAACCAAGAUUGAGGUCCUGGGAUAACUCAUCUCAUUUCAUUCACAGGAAAAAAUAAAAUUAUACAAUUUAAACAUUGCUUUUUUUUUUCUUAAAUAUAUAUCUAAGGUGUUUCUCACAUAUUUCACUAAGACACAUUAAAGUGAAAUUGGGAAUCCUUUCUCUUCUGAAUGCCAUGUUGUAGAAGUCAGUGUGUGUCAGUUGAAAAGACAUUUGUGGGAUGGAUAAGUUUUUUUUUUCAAUAGAAAAAUAUGUAUUUCUCAUAGCAGAUGAUCACAAUAUUACAAUUUAGAGAUUGUAUGUGAGGUUAAAAAAGCAUAAGAUUUAGAAUUCCCCAUUUCUGAAAAUUGAAAAUCGAAGUACAGAAGAAUGCACAGGAUUUUUUUUUAAUUUAACUCUUGCUUAAAUAUUUUGUAAUGUAAGAUAUUUAUUAAAAGUCUGGAGCAUAACUUUUUUAGAAAAAAAUACCUGUUGGAAGCCACAUUUAAUCUGUACUUGUAGGAUUGUCGGUGGUUAGGAAUCAAUUUUUAAUCUUUCUACUUUAAAAGAAAUGUAGUCUUGUAGUAUAACAUAAUUAAAUUUGUUAAAUGUAUAUUUUGUUUGUAUUAUAAUAAAACACAAUCAUUCGUUUUCUAUUAUUAUGAACAGUGUUGGUCUGUAUGAAAAUUUCCUUUUUAACACCAAAUAUGUCAAGCAGAUUUUAUAUAGUAAAUUGAAUUAAAUAAAAAAAGAUAUUCAUGAUGGUUA